Molecule: messenger RNA, 1065 nt
Organism: Penicillium verhagenii
Lineage: Eukaryota; Fungi; Ascomycota; Eurotiomycetes; Eurotiales; Aspergillaceae
Product: isopenicillin N synthase family dioxygenase
Exons: 6
Coding region: 1-1065 (354 amino acids)
Molecular function (GO): dioxygenase activity
Source: RefSeq, a predicted model, not a curated record
AUGUCAUUCUCAUUUGUACCAACGGUUGACUUUGCUCGCCUGGUCGACCCCCAAACAAAGUCUGGCGAGCUCGUCAAACUGAAAGAAGCCAUUUUUCUUGUGGGCUUUCUGUACCUCACAAAUACAGGACUCGAAGAUCUCAUUCACCGCACUCAUGAAGCCAUACCGCGCCUUUUCGAUUUACCCACAAGAGUGAAAGAACAGAGCAAUAUGAUAAAUUCACCAUCAUUUUUGGGUUACACCCGUCUCGGAGCUGAGACUACGGCUUCGAGAACUGAUCUCCGCGAACAAUUUGAUUUUGGGACACCGGGCGUGAAGGAAUGGGCCCAAGGAGAUCCAUUUUGGCAGAGAUUGGAGGGGCCAAAUCAGUACCCAGAUCAAUCAGACUCACAGCGGCUUACAGAAGAUUAUAUCUUCAAAAUGGACGAGUUGGCGCAGUCAUUCGUGCAUUUUGUGGCCGAAUGCUUGUCCCUGCCUGCUGAUACGUUCGAUCGCUUCAAGGGUAACAUGAGUCGGUUGAAAUAUGUCAAAUACCCACCCUCAACCGCCAAUUCACAAGGAGUCGGGCCUCACAAGGAUUCUGCUGGCCUUUUCACAUUCCUUUCCCAAGAUAACGCUGGUGGGCUGCAAGUACUAAACAAAAAUGGUGAAUGGGUGGACGUUCCGCCUGUGGAGGGAAGCCUGGUGAUCAACAUUCAACAAGGAUUCGAAGCUAUCACCGGAGGCAUUUGUGCCGCUACCACCCAUCGGGUUAUUGCCCCAACAUCAAGAACCAGAUAUAGUAUCCCGUUUUUCUUGGGUGUGCGAUUGGAUUUGACCCUGGAGCAGCUGAAACAGUCUGCGGCUCAUAUUGUGCGUCAAAUUCCUGUCUCGGACGACCAAAGGAAACAAACAGUCGAUGUUCCCAGUGAAUUUCUAUCUCCACUUUAUUCAUGCAUAAUAUCAUCUAACUAUUCCGAGUUUGGGGAGGCACAUCUAAGGAAUCGAAUACUAAGCCAUCCUGACGUUGGGCAGCGGUGGUAUCCAGAGCUCUAUACCAAGUACUCUAAGCAGAGACUAGAAUGA